Messenger RNA from Gamsiella multidivaricata, 549 nucleotides. RefSeq lists its product as uncharacterized. The coding region runs from base 53 to 463 and encodes 136 amino acids. The transcript has 2 exons. NCBI's taxonomy places the organism in Eukaryota, Fungi, Mortierellomycota, Mortierellomycetes, Mortierellales, Mortierellaceae. The record is from RefSeq and is a predicted model, not a curated record.
GGGUGACACUGUAAAUGAUAGGCCUCAAGUCGCUGCGACAUCUAGCACCCAGAUGGCGAAAAUUCGGAAAUCAUUUCAUCUUCUCGUAAAGUCCAUAUUCAUUUGCGUUUGCAGAUCGAUUGCACAAAAUGCAGUGUGUUCAACGCCCGUGCAGCGGGAACCCCCCGACGAGGUUUACAUUGACAGGUGCAGAUACACCGUCCUUGCUAUGAUAGAGUCAAAAUCAGCAAACAAUGUCUAUAGUCGCUUGGCGCCAGGAUUUCCAUCCCUUCUAUGGGUGAGGCUGCUCGCUUGCGUCCUCCAGCUCGUCCUUGCCCUUGCCCUUGUCCCACGACGCUACUGCGCUACUGCUGUUGCUGCUACAGUCCCUGGCUUCUGUUUGUGGUCUUGCAUCUCGCAUCCAAGGGCAGUGCCCGUCCUUAUCUGCUGGUUGAAGACAGAGCGGUCGCUGUUGAUAGGGUAAAUGGCUGCGAAUGACGUUGCAAAUGUUAUGCCUUGCCAUAAUAUCGCGGUGUAUGAAAGUGUCGCAGAUUGAACAGUAUAGCCUAC